UCUCCCAACCAAGCCAUGGCCUCACCAACACUCCUAACUCCCACCUCUAAACUCAAAUCACUCGUUCCCAUCAAGCCACCAAAACCACCACCUCCACCGCCACCGCCACUGCCUCCACAACCUCAGUCCCACAAGCUCCGCCGCGAAUUCUUAUCUAUCGCGGCGGCGACUCUUUCGUCGCCAGCAUGGCUCUUCCCACUAACACCAGCAGCCCUCGCUGCUUCGGACGAAGAGUACGUUAAAGAGACCGAGGAGGUGAUCCAGAAGGUCAAGAGCACCAUCAGCAUGGACAAGAACGACCCCAAUGUGGCCACCGCAGUUGCCGAGCUCAGAGAAACGUCUAACUCGUGGGUGGCGAAGUACAGGAGGGAGAAAAAUCUGCUGGCUAGGGUUUCAUUCAGAGACAUGUACUCGGCGAUCAAUGCCGUUUCGGGACACUAUGUUAGUUUCGGGCCAACGGCUCCGAUUCCGGCCAAGAGAAAGGCGAGGAUCUUGGAAGAGGUCGAAACUGCAGAGAAAAACCUAUUAAGGGGUAGAUAGAUAAUCGAUCGAUUGAGAAAAAAAAAAGGAUUACUCUGUAAAUUUAAGUACUCAUGGAGAGCGCCAGAGGAAUUUUUUUUUUCCUUCUGUUUUUUUUAUCCUGUCUAUUAUUUACCUUGAUGUUUUAUUUGAAUUUUUGUUUGUGA
Rosa rugosa (rugosa rose) is the source of this 686-nucleotide messenger RNA. Its product is annotated as photosystem II repair protein PSB27-H1, chloroplastic. NCBI's taxonomy places the organism in Eukaryota, Viridiplantae, Streptophyta, Magnoliopsida, Rosales, Rosaceae. Gene Ontology annotation, cellular component: photosystem II; chloroplast thylakoid lumen. The record is from RefSeq and is a predicted model, not a curated record. Gene Ontology annotation, biological process: photosystem II assembly; photosystem II repair.